AAAUCAAUGUAAAUUCAUUCCUUACUCAACAACCGACCAACAUGAAAGUGCUCGUAGUUCUCGCCCUGGCAAUUGCCACCGUCUCCGCUGGCGUUAUGCCACAGGAUGUCCCAGUGCAUCCCCGUGACAUGCCCGCUGAGUCGACAAUUGAUGGUCGCAUCACCAAUGGCAGGACUGCCUAUGCGGGUCAGUUCCCCUACCAGUUGGGACUUAGCUUCUCCAGCAGCAGCGGUAGCUGGUGGUGUGGUGGCUCCCUCAUUGACAAUUCCUGGGUGCUGACCGCGGCACACUGCACCAGCGGUGCCUCGUCUGUGAAAAUCUACUAUGGUGCUCUUCAGCGCACCAACGCCCAGAUUAUCCAGACCGUGUCCAGGUCAAACUUCAAACAGCACACUGGCUAUAACUCUGUUUCCCUGAAAAACGAUAUCUCACUGAUCAGGACUCCAGCGGUUAACUUCAGUUCAUACGUCAACAAGAUUAAGCUGCCCCCAAUUGCCAGCAGCUACUCCACCUAUGAAGGUCAGAGGGCAACCGCCUCCGGCUGGGGCAAGACCUCUGACAACGCUUCGGGUGUGACCAAUGUUCUGCAAUACCAGAUCUUCAACAUCGUGUCCAUUGCAACUUGCCAGAACUACUAUGGCUCUCAGACUGCCUCCUCCAGUGUUAUCUGUAUUGCCACCCCCAAUAGGUCCUCCACCUGCAAUGGUGAUUCCGGCGGCCCAUUGGUCCUGGACAGCACUGGCAGACUGGUCGGUGUUACCUCCUUCGUUGCCGCGGUGGGUUGCGAGGCUGGUAAACCAGCUGGAUUCACCCGUGUGACCAGUUACUUGAACUGGAUCCGUGACAACUCCGGCGUUUCUUACUAAAUGCCUUUUCAACCGAACAAACUCUAAAAUGUAGAGUUUGAAUAAACUGCAUAAUAAUAAAAUAUGAUACAUUUUUUCUUCAA
Molecule: messenger RNA, 949 nt
Organism: Drosophila grimshawi
Lineage: Eukaryota; Metazoa; Arthropoda; Insecta; Diptera; Drosophilidae
Product: serine protease 3
Exons: 2
Coding region: 42-866 (274 amino acids)
Biological process (GO): proteolysis
Molecular function (GO): serine-type endopeptidase activity
Source: RefSeq, a predicted model, not a curated record